Molecule: messenger RNA, 469 nt
Organism: Ectocarpus sp. CCAP 1310/34
Lineage: Eukaryota; Phaeophyceae; Ectocarpales; Ectocarpaceae
Source: the annotation of a GenBank genome assembly
GGCGGUGUACGUGGACGCUAGCUACGCCGACGCUGAGGAUAGGCGUUCGGUGUCAGGGCUGGCAACAACGGUUGAAGGGACCGUCAUCAGCCACGGUAGCAAGACGCAAGGUAUCGUAUCUUUGUCGUCUACGGAGGCAGAGUACAUUGCUCCCGGGGAGGGUGUGAAGGAAGCUUUGUUUGUGCGUGCAGUGCUUUCGUUUAUUGCCCCAGAGACCAGUGGCAGCAGCAUUCAGGUCCUUGAGGACAAUCAGGGGGCUAUGGCUUUGGUGCAGAACCCCCUUAGCUCAGCGCGUAGCAAGCACAUCGACGUGCGGUACCACUUCAUUCGUGGAUUGUUUAGGUCGGGGGAAAUCUCGAUCAAGUUUGUGUCGACGUCGGAGCAGCAUGCCGAUAUGCUUACCAAGGCUCUUAGCAAGAGCAGUCUGCAGUACCACUGGCGCAAGUUGAUGAUUUGCCGGAGUAGCUAA